Messenger RNA from Cladocopium goreaui, 870 nucleotides. Lineage: Eukaryota; Dinophyceae; Suessiales; Symbiodiniaceae. The record is from the annotation of a GenBank genome assembly.
GAAAGGUUCCUGCCGCGAUGUCUGACAGCGGCUCCUCUUGCUCGUCCCUGCCGCCCCUGGAGCCUGUGGACCUGCCACCGGCCGCGGCGCCGGCGCCCCACGGGCCCAACGGGCCCAACGGUGCCAACGGCGAACUGCGAGAAGGAGCAGCGCAUGUCUUCAAAUUUGACACACCCGGGACCCAGCGCAGAUGUCCUUCCCCGGAACCUGCGUCCAUUUGGGACGAGGAGGAAUCAGAGGCGGCUCCAGAGAGCCAAUGGGACGCAGAGGUCAAGCAGGAGACUCGGAGGUUGAUGGCUCCGACGUGUCAGGAGGAGUUCUCGGAGACCAGUCUGGGCUACCCCAAGUGGCCGGAAGAGAUGAAAGAUCCUCAGUAUUUCCGAAACGAGUUGAUGAAGAUGCGCAACGACCCUCGGAAGAAUCCGAACCAUGGGCGUUCCAUGGAAGACCAGGAGUUUUGGAACGAGGCGGCUCGGCUUCCGUGGGCCAAAGUGCUCUUGCGGAAGGAGCAGUUCUGGACGCAGCGGCGCAACGUUUGGCUGCAGCAGUAUGGCAAGGUGCUCCGCGACAACCGCGGGCGUUUGGCCGUCGCUGAGGAGUUGGAGGAGUGUUCCAUGGAGCUUAAAAGGCUGGUGUCGCCAUUGUUGCACUAUCGAGUCAUUGAGGGGCUGUUACUCACUGCCCUUGAGGAGGCCAAUGAGCUUGGCCUCCCCCUGUCUGAGUUCAUUGAGGGCCCGGGCCGUUCUGGCGUGGCCUUGGAACUCUGGGCGGCCUGUGAGCGGCUGAAAGAAGAUCCGGGAAGACAGGCACAACUCCUGCAGGAGGAGUUGGACGGUCGCAUGCGAGAGGCUCAAAGCUUGGCCUUGAAGG